This is a messenger RNA of Sus scrofa (pig), 5048 nucleotides long. It is a transcript of the gene SLC5A7, whose product is annotated as solute carrier family 5 member 7. The record is from RefSeq and is a predicted model, not a curated record. Gene Ontology annotation, cellular component: axon; plasma membrane; dendrite. NCBI's taxonomy places the organism in Eukaryota, Metazoa, Chordata, Mammalia, Artiodactyla, Suidae. Gene Ontology annotation, molecular function: choline:sodium symporter activity. Gene Ontology annotation, biological process: synaptic transmission, cholinergic; acetylcholine biosynthetic process; choline transport.
GAGCCCUAGACCAAAAUGGCUUUCCAGGUGGAAGGGCUGAUAGCGAUCGUGGUGUUCUACCUUCUCAUACUACUGGUUGGAAUAUGGGCUGCCUGGAGAACCAAAAACAGUGGCAGCGCGGAGGAGCGCAGCGAAGCCAUCAUCGUGGGCGGCCGAGACAUCGGGCUGCUGGUGGGUGGAUUCACCAUGACAGCCACCUGGGUCGGAGGAGGUUACAUCAACGGGACAGCCGAAGCAGUGUAUGUACCAGACUAUGGUCUGGCUUGGGCUCAGGCACCAAUUGGAUAUUCUCUUAGUCUGAUUUUAGGUGGUCUGUUCUUUGCGAAACCCAUGCGUUCUAAGGGGUACGUGACCAUGUUAGACCCAUUUCAGCAAAUCUACGGGAAGCGCAUGGGCGGGCUCCUGUUCAUCCCUGCACUGAUGGGGGAGAUGUUCUGGGCUGCGGCCAUCUUCUCUGCCUUAGGAGCCACCAUCAGUGUGAUCAUUAACACGGAUGUGCACGCGUCCAUCAUCGUCUCCGCACUGAUCGCCACUCUGUACACGCUGGUGGGCGGGCUCUACUCCGUGGCCUACACGGAUGUGGUCCAGCUCUUCUGCAUCUUCGUGGGACUGUGGAUCAGUGUCCCCUUUGCGCUCUCUAACUCUGCGGUCACCGACAUCGGGUUCACGGCCCUACACACCAAGUACCAGAAGCCUUGGCUGGGGACCAUUGAGUCCUUUGAAGUCUACACGUGGCUUGACAGCUUCCUGUUGUUGGUGGUCCACCCACAUUUCAUGCCCACUUUCCACCUUUCCGUUGGAGAUUCUGUUCAUCACUGGACACCAGAGUUUAUCUUGCUUCCAAAUCUGGAUAGCCUAAAUGUCCAGAGACAUCAGGAUAUGCUGGGAGGAAUCCCGUGGCAAGCCUACUUCCAGAGGGUUUUGUCUUCAUCCUCAGCCACCUAUGCCCAAGUGCUGUCCUUCCUGGCAGCUUUCGGGUGCAUGGUGAUGGCCCUGCCACCCAUACUCAUUGGAGCCAUUGGAGCAUCAACAGACUGGAAUCAGACCACCUACAAGCCUGACACCCCCAAGGACAACCAACAGGCAGACAUGAUCUUGCCGAUUGUCCUGAAGUACCUCUGUCCCAUGUACAUUUCUUACUUUGGUCUCGGUGCCGUCUCUGCUGCCGUCAUGUCAUCAGCGGACUCUUCCAUCUUGUCAGCAAGUUCUAUGUUUGCUAGAAACAUCUACCAGCUCUCAUUCAGACAAAACGCUUCCGACAGGGAGAUCGUCUGGGUCAUGCGGAUCACAGUAUUCGUGUUUGGUGCGUCUGCAACAGCCAUGGCCUUGCUGACCAAGACCGUGUAUGGGCUCUGGUACCUCAGCUCCGACCUCGUCUACAUCAUUAUCUUCCCGCAGCUGCUCUGUGUGCUCUUCAUCAAGGGGACCAACACGUACGGGGCCGUGGCAGGGUACAUUGCUGGCCUUUUCCUGAGGGUAACCGGUGGAGAGCCAUACCUGAACCUGCAGCCCUUGAUCUUUUACCCUGGUUAUUACGUUGAAAAAAAUGGUAUAUAUAAUCAGAGAUUCCCAUUUAAAACCCUUGCCAUGCUCACCUCCUUCUUAUCCAACAUUUGCAUCUCUUAUCUAGCCAAAUAUCUAUUUGAAAGUGGAACCUUGCCACCAAAAUUAGAUAUGUUUGAUGCUGUUGUUGCAAGACACAGUGAAGAAAACAUGGAUAAGACCAUUCUGGUCAAAAAUGAAAACAUUAAAUUAGACGAACUUGCACCUGUGAAGCCUCGGCAGAGCCUAACUCUGAGCUCGACUUUCACCAAUCAGGAGGCCUUCCUCAACAUAGAUUCCAGCCCAGAAGGUUCUGGGACAGAAGACAAUUUGUAAUAACCCCAUCUGCAUAAAACACUGCUUUCUCACACAGAGCACUCUAGCAGGCUAGUCCUAGAAUGGUGGUUUGCAGCAUAUAAAAAUAUAUAUUUUAAAAAAUAGUGUUCAGGAGGACAAGAGUCCAGGUCAUAGUGCAGUUACACCAAUCCAAGGCAAGCCAGAAGGAAGCAGCCCUGAAGCAGCCACUCUCUCUCCCAUGGAUCCUUCUCAUCCUCAUUGGCAAUUUGACGCCAGGUAGUCUUGCUCAGUAUUCAAACAUGAAUAAAGCCCCACGCAAAGAACAGAGAGCCAAAUGGAGCCUCCAUCUUUAUUUCGGAAAGAGGAAGUAGCUGUAAAAGAGACUGGAUCAUCACAAUCCCAACCUUGUUUGCAAAUGCACCACGAGUCUAGUUUCUCAAGCCACAGUUAUGAGAAAAAGUUACCAUCCCUCCAGCGAAUGGGGCAAUGAAUUAAUCAGCUCAUUUUCUUGAUGUGAAGAGUAAUUCCUUCUUUCGUAGUCUGAACUACCCCCUUUGCUGAAUAUGCAUUUUGUUUUUCCUUGUAGCAGUUGCAGGUGUAUUAUUCUGAGCACAGAAGGAGCAAAUACAAAGAGCAUUGUGUAGCAGCAUUUCUUGACACCAGGGGGAUAGGAAGGUAGAGUCAUCUUAAUAGAGGAAUCUGGUUCCUCUGAGUGUGUCUACCACUACCGUAUUCAUUGGGGAAAGUGCCUGCAGCAAGGAAGGCAUGAUCAUUACACAGCCUUACAGCAAUAAAUCAAAACGGCCAUCGAGCAAAAAGUGACAGGAGCAACGGUGGGCUGAAGUUUGUAAAGUUUCUGCUUCAUGAGAAAAGAAGAAAUCCCUUGACUUACUACCCAAAUGAGUCCUAGAAUUGAAAUGGAGCCAUUGAGGCUACACACCAAUUAAGGUUAGUGAAAGACAAACCACCAUCCUCCCCCCCACCAUAGUCGCAGAAAAAAAAAAAAAACAAAAAAAAAAACACUCAGUUUUAGAUGUUCAUUAAUGAGGAUGAUAUAGUGUCAGGAGAGCUGCUCUGUGGCACCUUUUUGGCAAAAGCUAGUCUUAGGUACAGGACAAACCACCACUACAGAUGGUAUAGAGUGAACUUCAAGAUGCAGAAGAAAGCAGAAAGUAAAAGUCCUAAAGGGAAGAAGCCAUCAACUUGAACAUUUGGUGUCUACAUAACUUUCAUGAGGUUGGUCAUUAAAUAUUAUUUUGCUCCUUUUCUGGAGUUAAAUAUAUAUAUUUAUGUAUGUGUUUACAUAAAUAUAUAUUACAUAUAUAUAUAUUUAUGUAUAUAUGUGUGUAUGUAAUGGUUUGUAUCCAUCUUAGAAUUUGAAAUGCUCUCUCAUCAGUCACAUCAUAGAAAUAACUGGAGCUGUGUCAACAAAAUCAGAGUAAAUUGAUCAUCUGAAAAAUUUGAUCCCACAAAGGCAGCCUGAAUUAUUCAAACUAAACACUUUUUUUUCCAAAAAAGAAAAGAUUUCUUUUAUGGGAUUCGUAGACAAAGUGAAGUUAUUUCAGAGUUUGGCAUUAAGUAAAGGUUGUGUUUGGAAAGUUAGAAUUCUUUUUUUAUUGUAAUUUUCUUAAAAAAUCAAAUAAUAAUCUCCUUUGUUAUUAAACAUGAAUUAAAUUCAAGAGUAAUUUUUAAAAUAUGAAAUUAAAUAAUUUUACAUGUUAUAAGGUCCCAUGUUGUUAAAGCUUUAUCCAAACUUGAUGGUAAAUGCGAUAUUGCAUUCAGAAUCUUUACAAAACAUCAUCUAUCACCUAAAGGAAGAGAAUUUUUUUUUUUUUUUACUCAUUUAUUUGCUCAGAAUCUAAUCUAUGCCCAAUACGCUAUGGAAUAUUUGGAAAGGAAUCUUUGGAACCAUUAAAUGUGGGGAUUCCUACGAUUCUCAGACAUGGAUUGAGAGAAGAACUAGGAAUAAGAAACACCUUUCUUAAAAAACCACAGAAGAGGAAAAGGUUGACAUGUAAAGCUAAUUAAUUCCUGAGAACUGCAGCUACACGACACUUCAGACGUGCCAUCUUUCCAGCACUCUACCUGCAUAAUUAAUUUUACCCACUCCAUCACCAUAAGGUUUUGUUUCAACCUUUUUAGACACAUGCUUUCAUAGAAACCCAUCACUACGUUAUACUAGAGUGAAAUGGGGAAGUAUGGUCUCUACUGCUAUUAUGUUUUACAAUUUUGUUGGGCAACAGUUGUCCAAAUGACAAUAUUUAAAUCCAGUGAAAAAACAAUCUUUAGUUUUUUAAGGCACUGCCAUACUGUUCUCCAUAGCAGUUGCACCAGUUUACAUUCCCACCCACAGUCUACACAAUCGGUAAGUGACAAAGACCGACCUAGAGCAUGGAGAAGUCUACUCAGUACGCUGUGAUAGCCCAUAUGGGAAAAGAAUACGAAAAAGAAUGGAUAUGUACACAUAUGUAUAUGUAUAUGUGUGUGUGUGUAUACAAUUCACUUUGCUGUACACCUGAAAAUAACUCAACACGUAAGUCAACCAUACUCCAAUAAAACUUAAAAAAAAAUACGAAUGGUGAAAAUUUCUUCCAUCCCAUUCAUUUUGUAAUAGUAAAAUAAAGGUGGGAAAAAGUUUACCUUGUCCAAAAUAUUAAAAACUAGCAAACUUAAAGCUAAUAAAUAAUGUUCUGUUUUUAUUUAACUCAUUUCUUACCUACUCUCAAACUAGAUGUACCAAAAAAUGUUUAUAGAGUAAAAUAUGCCAGUAAAUGGCUAACUAUUAGCAAGAUGAUUUUUUUUAAAGGACCAAAAAAGUUGAGGGUCAAAAGAAAUGAAGCGAUGCUUACAGGGUCUUUGUUUAGACACAUUUUCACACAAAUGCCCCAAUUUCCAUGGAAGGAACAAAGCUGUGAUACAUGGAAUGAUGUUUUAUCAAUUGCUCUGUCUUGACCUCGUGGGGAAUGCACACAGCUUUGACCUCUUCUAUCUUUUCUUUGUGGACCUGAUUUUCAAGAACCUGUUCUCAGUGAAAAUAAAAGAGAAGCAUCUCAGACACUGACUGUGUUAACUUUGGAAGCAAUACCUGUGGAUUAAAGCAUUAGAAUAAAAUCCAUAUUUUCUCUUCAUACUUUUACAAUAACUGUAACACAUUUUGUGUCAUUUUAAUGUUUCUUUUCACAUAUACUUUUCAAAAUAUCAAGCUCCUA